AUGUCGGCUCUCGAGGUAGAGCUGUGGGCGUGGUAUGCCCUGGUCAUCGUCGUGGUUGUUGCCCGGCUGGUGUCGAGGACACUGCUAUACGGAUCCAUCACCAAGUUGAAGGUGGACGACUACAUCAUGUUAUUCACUGUGGUCUGCCAUACUGUCCUGACAGUCGGCGUCCGAGUCCUCUCUUACACGCCGACGAACCUCAUCGAGCACCCGGAGGGAAUGACCUUCACACCUGAAGAGUAUGCGACACGAGAAUUCGGAGCGAAGAUGGUCGUAGUUGUGGAACAAUUCCAGAUGGCUCUGAUCUGGUCCGUGAAGGCUUGCUUGCUCAUUAUGUACAGCAAGCUCACAACGAGUCUCAGGCAGAACCUGGUAGUGAAACUGGUUGCGGGAUACGUAGUUAUCAGUUUUGUUGUCAUGGAAAUUCUGUACUUUGCAGUCUGGUGUCGUCCAUUCUGGCAUUACUGGUUGGUGCCUGCGAAUGACAUACAAUGUUCAUGGGAGAGGAAUCAUAUGAUUACCAAUGCCUUCGUCAACAUCACGUCCGACAUCAUGAUCAUCGCGCUUCCUAUGCCGAUCUUCCUGAAAGCCCAAUUGCCACUGAAGAGAAAAGCAGUUCUCGUCGGCGUAUUUGCCCUUGGUGUCUUCACGAUUAUUUCGGCUAUACUCAACAAGGCUUACACUUUUGGAGACCCAUACGGCUCGGAAUGGAUUUACUGGUAUAUCCGUGAAGCAUCUACAGCGAUCAUUGUCGCAAAUCUUCCCUUUACCUGGACGUUGCUACAACGUGCAUUCAACCUCCGAUCCUUCAAUGGCAAGUCCACAGGAAACACGCCGGCAGCGAACUCACGAUUCCGAUCUGCCUACGGCAACCUCACGAGCCGCACGGGAGGAGAGAAGAGAAACAGACCGAUGGGUCUAGGAGAUCUGGACGCAUCUGAAAGCCAGGAGCAGAUCAAUGAUCCAUUUGGCAUACCGUUGAAGAUCUAUCAGCAAAACGAGGUCACAGUAACUUCGGAAGAGGUGGACGCGAAAGAGGGGCGAUCAACACCGCCAGGCAUAAUCCCCAACGGAGUUUCGUUUACGUCGAAUGGCAACGGCCAUCCGCCCACCCGCGCUCGAUCUCAGGAUGAUAACACCUCUGGGGAAGGGGACUUUGGUGUUACUACUACUGUCGGUCGCGGAAUCUAG
This is a messenger RNA of Neoarthrinium moseri, 1191 nucleotides long. RefSeq lists its product as uncharacterized. The record is from RefSeq and is a predicted model, not a curated record. Bases 1 to 1191 code for a protein of 396 amino acids. The transcript has 6 exons. NCBI's taxonomy places the organism in Eukaryota, Fungi, Ascomycota, Sordariomycetes, Amphisphaeriales, Apiosporaceae.